AUGGUAACAAACUCACUUUUCUAUUUAUGUAAUGUCAUAACCCUUCCCUUAUUUCCUUCAUCUUUGUACCCCCUAAUUUCACCUUCCACCUCCAUAAUUCCUCGCCGGAGCUUCUACACCUCAUCGUCUUGGACGCUGUGGAUAUCUUUUUGCUAUAAUAGGAUGUUGGAUCACCAAUCUGGCCAGGGGUUUGUUUCAGAUGGUGAAGCUGAAAAUUUUGUCGAACAACCUGUACCAGAUUCAGACACAUUAGAACCAUUCAUAGACAUGCAGUUCAACUCAAGGGAGGAAGCCAGAGAAUUCUACAAUGCCUAUGGUAGGCGGAUGGGAUUUACAGUACGAGUACACCAUAACCGACGUUCACGAGUAAAUAACCAGAUUAUUAGUCAAGAUUUUGUUUGCUCAAAAGAAGGCUUUCGUGCAAAGAAGUAUGUGCACAGAAAAGAUAGAGUGCUCCCUCCUCCACCAGCCACCCGAGAAGGUUGUCAAGCCAUGAUAAGGCUGGCUUUACGGGAUGAAGGGAAGUGGGUUAUCACCAAAGUUGUGAAGGAGCAUACACAUAAACUGAUGAGUCCUAGUGAAGUUCCACGGCGGAGAUCUGAGAAGCACUUGGUUAGUGAGGAUGAGAAAGAUAAGAGAAUCCGUGAGCUAUCGCUUGAGUUGUACAACGAAAGGCAGAAGUACAAACGACGUCGUGCAGCGUAUGAAGAACAGUUAAAUAUGAUUCUGAACGAUUUGGAAAAGCACACAGAACACAUCUCUAAAAAAGUUGCUGAUGUAGUCCGAAAUAUAAGAGAGAUUGAGGAAGAAAGAUCAGAUUCAAAAGGCAAGUAA
Messenger RNA from Vicia faba (fava bean), 834 nucleotides. The record is from the annotation of a GenBank genome assembly. NCBI's taxonomy places the organism in Eukaryota, Viridiplantae, Streptophyta, Magnoliopsida, Fabales, Fabaceae.